Molecule: messenger RNA, 1047 nt
Organism: Coccidioides posadasii C735 delta SOWgp
Lineage: Eukaryota; Fungi; Ascomycota; Eurotiomycetes; Onygenales; Onygenaceae
Source: RefSeq, a predicted model, not a curated record
AUGCGCUCGAUAACUUGUCAAGGUACUCCGUCUGAGAUCGGCCUGCAACAUGGCCAGCAAGCCAAGUCCGAAAUCCAAGGCAGUAUAGAGUUUUACAAUGAUCUCUUUAAAAAGAAAUGCUCUAUGGAUUGGCAGGAGGUGUGUCGAACGGCAGCAAAAUUCAUCCCGUUGCUAGAAGCUUCGUUUCCGGAGUAUUUACAAGAGAUAAAAGGUAUUGCACAGGGGGCUGAUGUGGAUAUGGAAACCAUCCUCGCUCUUAAUGUCCGAACAGAGCUAGCAUACGGAAUGUUCAGUGACGGAUGCACGGCGUUCUCUUGGAAAUCGGAGACAGAAAGCUUUCUAGGUCAAAACUGGGAUUGGGAUAAAGCGCAAUCCCCGAACCUGGUCUCGAUGCAUAUCCGCCCUUCUCAAUCUUCCAAGCCUUCAAUCCACAUGAUCACCGAGGCUGGAAUCAUUGGCAAAAUUGGCUUAAACUCCUGCGGUGUAGGCGUCACACUAAAUGCCAUCAAAUGCGCCGGAGUCGAUUUCAAUAAGAUUCCAUGUCACCUCGCCCUCCGCACGGUGCUCAACAGCAGCUCGCGUGCUGAGGCCGUUGAGAAACUUGAGAAGCUUGGCGUGGCGUCUGCAUGCCAUAUUCUCGUCGCAGAUCACACAGGUGGAACUGGACUAGAAUGCUCAGCCUACGACAUUGUACGGCUGAACAUGGGCGAUGAAGGAGAACCAUGCCCUGGCGUUAUCACCCAUUCCAAUCAUUUUGUGCAUGAGCACAUUAACGUCAAUCCAAUACUAUAUUUAGCGGACAGUGAACCUCGAUUGCGUCGGAUUAGAGAAUUGACAGGCGCGGCCGGGUCGCGGCCAGGGUUUGACGCCAUGAAUAAGAUUUUGGAGGACGAGAAGGGUUACCCAACCGGGAUCUGUCGCGCACCCACAGAAAAUAGCCAAAUGGCGUCUCUUUUCAGUAUAAUCAUGGAUUUGAAGGGGAAAACAGCAGCGGUUAAAAUCGGGAGGCCAGUUAGUCCGACCGGAAGCCUGGAGUUGCGACCAUAA